CCAUUCAGUGGAACCGGAAGUGCUAGUGGGAGUUGAAAAUGCUAGCCUAGCAACCAUUCCUUCCUAUGGAGCUUGUCAUCGAGUAUAUGUUUUUAUGCAGAUAGGUCAAUUUAAGGUUUUGUGAGUAGUCCUUUUUUUUGUAUCUAAGAGCGUCUGGUAUCGCGCUGCAGCCUGUCUGAGUCUGAGAAGAUGGGUGCGCUCUCCAAGCCCUUCCUGGGCUGUCUGAUCUGUCUGGCUGUACUCCUGCUCGUUUUGGGAAACGCGUCGGCUUCCGAGUUCAAUCCGUACAGCGUGCUCGGAGUGUCCCGGCACGCCAGUCAGACUGAAAUCAGGAAGGCUUACAAGCAGCUCGUCAAGGAGUGGCAUCCAGACAAGAACAAAGAUCCGAGUGCAGAGGACAUGUUUAUCAAGAUUACUAAAUCCUACGAGAUCCUGUCGAGUGAGGAUCGCAGAGCUAACUACGAUCAAUUCGGCCAGACAGACGAGAACCAGCAGCACCACCAGGCACCGCACGGUUUCCGCCACUUCCAUGACAGUUUUUACUUCGAUCAGUCGUUCUUUCGGUUCACCCAGUCGACUCGAGAUUUCACAGACAGCAAGCACCUGCUUCAGUAUGAGAAGUUUAUGAACGUAGUGGUGCCGGAUAGCUUUAAAAGGCCCUACCUGAUUAAGAUUACCUCAGAGUGGUGUUUCAGCUGCAUUCAUAUUGAGCCCGUUUGGAAGGAAGCGAUUCAGGACCUGGAGCCACUGGGUGUGGGAAUUGGCGUCGUGGAUAUUGGUUAUGAGAAGCGGUUAGCUCAUCACCUCGGGGCUCGUGGCGCCCCCUCUAUUCUGGGGCUCAUCAACGGCAGAGUCACCUCCUUCCACAACGCUGUGUCCCAAGAGAACCUGAGGCAUUUUAUGGAAAGCUUGCUGCCACAUAAGCUAGUAGAAAAGGUGACAGAUGAUAACUAUAUACAGUUUUUGAACAGUUGGCGGGAAGAGAACAAACCCAGCGUCCUACUCUUUGACGCCGCUGCUUCAGCACCAUUCCUUUACAAGCUCUCUGCGUUCGCAUAUCGGGACUUUGUGCGGUUUGGGUACGUAGAUCAUAGCGAGACCACGCGUAUCCAGCAGCAGUUCAACAUCAACAUGUAUGCUCCCACCAUGUUGCUGUUUAAAGAGAACACUGAGAAACCUGCAGACGCCAUACAGUCCAGGGGAAUGAAAAAGCAGACCAUUGAUGAGUUUGUCUCUAGCAACCGUUUCCUGCUGGUGCCACGACUUGUAAAUCAGAAGCUUUUUGACGAGCUGUGUCCAGUCAAACAGUUCCACCGCCGACGGAAAUACUGUGUCUUGCUCAUCACUGGGGAGGAUGAGACAUUUGUGUCUGCGAACGAUGCCUUCUUUGACUUUGCUUCUUCUAACACUAAAGAGGUGGUGAGAUUCGCCUACGUCUAUCAGAGGCAGCAGCAGCCUCUCUGUGAUACGCUGCUCAAAAAGGAAGACAUGAGUCCUCCCCAGGUGAUCAUUCUGGAAAGGCGGAAUGCCGCCGGAAAAGUGCAGUACCGGACAGUGACAGACGGCUGGAACGGAAGCGAUGACGAUAAGCACCGCCUCCACGAGCAGCUGGAGCUCCUUCAGAGAGACCCGACCUUUCUAACCUUUGACGCCAUGCUGCCUGAACUCAACAACGAGCUCGCCUCAAUGUUUCUAAUUCGGUGGUUGAACGCUGCCUGUGAUUACCUUUCUCAAGCCUACUUUGACCUUCUCUACUCAAACUGGCAAGAGGUGAUGCCCAUCGUAUCAUUGGUCUUCUCUGCUCUUUUUAUCCUGUUUGGCACCGUCAUCAUUCAGGCUUUCAGUGACCCAGAGGAAAGAACAGCCAAGCGUAAGGCUAAAGAAUCCCCGAAGACGCCAGGGAGCUCUUCGGAUACAGAAAACACAUCCAGUCGUCCUUCGAAGAAGAACUUUGUGGAAGUGACGGAGUUGACCGACAUGACCUACACCAGCAAUCUGGUCAAAUUAAAGCCGGGACACAUCAACGUGGUGCUGGUGCUCACGGACGCGUCCAAACAGGUCCUUCUGAAGAGUUUUGCCAAAGAAGUGUACUCGUUCUCAGGAUAUCAGACUCUUCAUUACUCCUUCUUAAAUACUGACAAGCACAGUCAGUGGAUGGACUCCCUCCUGCAGCUGGCACCCUCUGCCAGGCUGCUUUCAGAUGACGAGGAAGAAGAGAGCACGUCCUCCUGUAAACCAGACUACACCGCUCAUGUGCUAGCCCUUAAUGGCCAUAAAAAGUACUUUUGCCUUUUCAGGCCCAAGCUCACCUCCCCGUUCAGGCCCUCGUUCACCAAGGACGAGGAUGACAAUGUACUUCUCCAUCAGAAGCUGGACCAGCUGAACGUAUGGAUGGAGAAGCUGACAGAGGGCACGCUGCCCAGGCACCACGUUCCUGCCUGGCCUGAUCUGCACACCACAACCCCUAAAAAAUAGAGGUGGGUUUGAAACCUUGUGGGAAUCUCUUAAAUAUCAGGUCUGGACUCCACUUCGUGGCUUUUGUGUAAAAUUGAAAGCAGGAGUUAUUGAUGUUUGACAGGGAGUUGACCGCAGGUACAGGCUGUGUAUAGUAUGUGAGGCUUGAUUAGAAAAUGUACUUACGCAGAACAUUCUGGAUUAUGCACUGUCUGAGUUUUAUUUCCCCAUGGCAGCACCAGGCACAUGCUUUUUGCUGCCAGCAGGGGUUGCACUACCAACCAUGUUAUUUUUUGGGGGGGCGACUUUAUUUUAGCUGCUGAUUUAUGCUGUAGGAACACUCACAGAUCGGUUCAUGCACAGACAAGGAAAAGGUUAAAUACUGUCAGAAUGGAAGCGCAUAUACAUAUAAUGACAGAGUUGUUCUAGGAUCAGGUACCACCUGUUUAUUGUAUGAGCUAUGUAACAAACAUAGACCACUUUUGGAAUAUUAUUUUGGGAUAUAUUAUUACUCUAGGAAAUGACUGCACUUUGUGUGCUGGAAAUGAUUUCAUUUUGCCCACAAAUGCUGUUUUAGAUCUUAAAUCUAAAUGUAGAGUAUAUAAAUGAUCUGUCCAUUAUUUUCCUAAGAACUUUAAUGUUGCUAAUAAUACCUGGCUUGAGCAUCUUUUACUACUGAGUGCAUUAAUAACUUAAGUAACAGAAAUGUCCAGUGUGUUUGUAGCAUUUUUAAUCCACAGCCGGUGAAAAGCUGUAACCUUGUUUUCAGCUGAUGUAUGUGCUUCUGGUUGAACAAAGCUAUAUAACCAAGAAAAUCCUGUUCAAAGCACUAUUACUUCUCCAUUUAUGAGUGUGUGUGAUCGUGAAAUGUGUUUGCUUGCAUGAGGGAGGAAAAAAGAACCUCAUAGUUGCCAUGUUUUGCUUUGACUUCUGGCAUGUUGCGUUUUUCUUUAGCUUUCACCUCCUGGACCGUGUAAAACUUCUCACUUUUUCUCACUUUUACAUUUUCCCAUGCUUAAAACAUUAUCAUCAUCAUCAUCAUCAU
This is a messenger RNA of Ictalurus punctatus (channel catfish), 3499 nucleotides long. RefSeq names its product DnaJ (Hsp40) homolog, subfamily C, member 16 like (gene dnajc16l). NCBI's taxonomy places the organism in Eukaryota, Metazoa, Chordata, Actinopteri, Siluriformes, Ictaluridae. The record is from RefSeq and is a predicted model, not a curated record. The transcript has 15 exons. The coding region runs from base 190 to 2475 and encodes 761 amino acids.